Messenger RNA from Xiphophorus hellerii (green swordtail), 2747 nucleotides. RefSeq names its product transmembrane protein 125b (gene tmem125b). Lineage: Eukaryota; Metazoa; Chordata; Actinopteri; Cyprinodontiformes; Poeciliidae. The transcript has a single exon. The coding region runs from base 1243 to 1950 and encodes 235 amino acids. The record is from RefSeq and is a predicted model, not a curated record.
UGUGUUCGCUUGUCUGCGUUGGGGCGAAAUGGGACAAUGUCACCAAUCUCUGUGUCCAAACAUGAUCCAACAGGCCCGCUGUGACCUGUCUUUUUCCCACUGAGCCAAACGGGAUGGAAGUUGCUGCGUGAUGACAAGAGAGGGGCGGGUGAGGGUCCGCCUGGCACUGGGGUAGAGAAUGUAGAGAGGACACAGACCGUCGAUCGGUGACAACGGUACGGUCAGGAAACUCAGAGGACGGCCACGGGGAUUAGGUAAAUUCUCUAUCUCCAGACAGAUUCACACUGUGUCGGUCUCUGGCUCUGCGCUGUUGGAUCCUCUUCAGUCCUUUGCCUUCAGCUUGGAUCAGGAUUCCUUCACACUCAACAUCUGGCUUCAUGUUUUCAACCCGCUGCUGCAUAUGAGAUGGCUGCUGGACCACUGGACGUUCUUCAUUUAGGAAAAGCUGUUUUUAACUUCAAAUGAGCAUCAUCUUGUAUAAGGAAUAAACCAAAGCCUAGCAACUGGGGAAUGUUCCCUACUAUUGUUUGACCAAAAACGCAGAGGGAUGGACGACACAUGAUUGUCAAAAAACUGUGAGUGAGUUGAUUUGAAGCAACAGUUAUUGUUUAAAAUCGACUUUUUCAAGCUUUACAUCAUGUUAUAACAUUCCCUCAUCGGAGACACACGUGGAGUGUUGCUUGGAUUCUUCCACGCAUGUUUGAGAAAUCUUUUAGUCUCCCAUGGCAACCAUUCAGCUGUGCAAAACUCUUAGUGGGACCUAAAGCCGCCUUCGAGGACGACGCUGCUCCUUGGACGUACGGCUUCCACGCUUCAGAGCUUCCCCACUCAGCUCCUUCAGACUAGCAGGUAGCAAUUAGCCAACACCUGAUGGAACUGCACAUGUACCGAGCUCACUGUAUGAGGUACUCCUCAGUAAAACACUCGUAAAAAUGCUGUUAAAGUUGUGAUGACUUCCUGAAGGCGGAGCUUCAGAAUGUGAAGUAGUUUCUUAAAGAAAUAGAGGCUCAAUUUCAAAGUGUUACAUUACAAAGUCAAAUUUCUUUUAAGUCUUAUUUGAUAUAUGUAGCAUUUUUAUAUGUAUGUUACUGAAUGUUACUGGAUUGUGAUAAGAAAUAGUGCUAUGUAACUAGAAAAUACACAACAUUACCCAUUUUUUAAAACUUUUUUCAUGAACAUAGACCUCAAUCUGGUGAAAGUGUUGCAUUCUGAGCACUAGUACAGCAUCAGUCGUGGCGUGCCAUGCCUGAGAUGCAGACCCUUUACUACAGUAUGCGCCGGCCCCCAAGCCUCUACCUGGACCCCUUGGUCGCGCAGCAGCAGCACAUCCUGGAGGAAGAAGUGCAGUUCUGGUGGUUCCGAGACCCCAGACGGUCCUUGUUUUGCUACUGUGCCUCGGUGGCGCUCAUCCUGGGACUGGGCCUUGGUGGAGUGGGGCUUCUCUCCACCACUAACAGCCUCUCUGUGGAGUGGCGUCUUGGAGUGGGAACCACGCUCUGCCUCCUGGCCCUCGCCGUUCUACUCAAGCAGCUCCUGAGCUCCGCCAUCCAGGACAUGAACUGCGUUCACAGUCGCCGUCAGAUCGAACGGCUGCGGAGCGGCGGGAGGGCCGACCCGCCGCUGAUUCUGGCCGUGGGGCUGGCGGUGACCCUGUGCGGGACGGUCCUGCUCUGCGUGGCCACCGUGGGCGGCCGGAGCCACGACAGGAGGGAAAUGUCGGUGUCUGGGGCGGUGCUUGUGGCCGCCGGCGCUGGCAUGGGCCUGGCCGUCGUGGGCUACAGCGUGACGGUGCAUCUCAAGAGGAGAAGGGAUCAGAGGAUGAGGAGGAGGCUGAGGGUCAGGAGGGCGAGGAGGCUGGGCGGUCAAGGAGUCCGAAUGUUCAACGUUUCGCCUCGACAGGCAAGUCAAGCCAGGAGAGACGUGUCUACCAGCAGGACAAGUCUGAUCUGAACGGACCAAAGGUGGAAAAAAAAAACCUGACCAGAACACAAGGACAAAACACUGCACUGAAAGAGAAACUAAUCUAAUAAAGGUUCAGUAGCUGCGUUUCCAUUCGCCGUAAAGUAAAAGCAAAUUGAAAUCACAAAAACAGGUUUGCUUAAUGGAAACGCGGCAAUUUAGAAAUACAGUAGAUGUAUUUUGCAAAACUUUUAGCGCAUCAUGCGAGUCACAUGAUUAACAGCCAGAUGUCUCUACUGGUGGAAACGACAAAGAAUACGACAGGAAGUGGUAGGUGGAUGAUGGUUUGUUUUUUUCUGCCACCACCAGAGCUCUCACAGCAAUUACACAGUUCAUAAAAGGUUGUGUGUAAUUCUGUCAUGUUUAAUCAGUAGCUUUUCUGUAAAAUUGAUGACUCCCAAUUUUCCCCAAAACGACGCAUACGUAGCCACUCCCAAGCAUAAGGGGCUUGUCACUCCAACGCCUGAAUAAGACACUGACAUCUCCUCUCAUUGCUGAUAGAUGAUGAGCGUUAGCGCCAUGGCUGUGUGUUUACAUCCGUCACUUCCACGAUUUUUAAUCACUUAUCCAGGAACCAGGUUAUUUCACAUGCAAUUACAAUUUCAUUGUUUAUUUCAUGGAAACACUGCAGUUCUGAAAUUGUGUUCCCCCCUCCUGACAUCAGCAGAAUAUAGACAAAGAUUUGCGCAUAUUUAUAAUGAAAACGCAGCUACUGAGAGACUUUACGCAGAAUGGAGACAUGCUGACAGUAAUAGGCCAAUGAAUCAAUAAAGACGAAUCCAUCUUUC